UACGCGGCGGUGAUUGGCUAAUCAACAUUCACAGGCUGGAGGUUUAAAUUCGAUUGAUUGUAAAUAUCUCCGAAGUAUGCCAGGAAGUCCGUAUAUUUCCAGCUGAAUUUCUCAGCGUUUGCUGAACAAAGAGUGAAACCAAGAUUCUUUGUGGCCCAAGCCAACAUCUCAACUAGAGACUUACGAGAAGAUGGCUACUUCAAAUCAUAUGGAAACUAUUGAGCUCUCGGAAGCCAUCAAGACCAUCCUGGAUGAGAGCAAUUCACCAGAACGCAAGAACAAUUCUGUCUUCAGUAUCACUACACCCCGGAGCAGAAAGGCAAAGAGCCCCAAGUGUUUGACAGCGAGGUUCUCUGUUGGUCAGAACACAACACCAAACAGCAGAUCUGCUUCAAAGAAAGGCUCUGAUACUCCACUUUCAAGGAAAAGUUCCAUCCUUCAGCGCAGCAUUGGAGGCGACUCUGGUGGUGGGUCAUCACAGAGGAAGCGUCGACAUGCCCAAGAAGUCAUCAUCCUGCGGCCGCCCAAGAAGCGGAUGGGCGGAUCGACUCCGAGAGUAACAAGCACGUCAAAGCCCACCCCAAGCAGUCAGUCAACGCCAAAGCCAACCUCUAUAACGCCAUCCCUCAAGAACUCUUUUCAGUCGACCCCAGUUUCGAGCCAGAGCAGGUCCCGGAUCAAUCCACAUCACAUCAGCAAUGUUAAUGUGAAGACUGAGGAGAAACAAUUGAAGGAUGCCCUGUUUGUGACCCCUGACCUUUCCAUGACCCCAAAGCAGGUCAGUCUCCUGGGAGGAGAGAACCUAUCACCCAAGGAGAGAGAGAACCUGCUUCUCCAGUCCAGGUACCUGCGCAUGAUGGAGCAGCAGGGGUUAGGUCUUGGAGGAUUCGAAGCUGGAGGAGCGUUGCGGGAAGACUCGGGAAUCGCUGAGCAGAUCACACCUGGAGGACUAAGUCUAAACAUUGCUGAUCAGACCAGCAGAAUAAGUCUUGUUGCAAGAGGAAACCAAGAUGACAGUCUGACCAACAUCACAUGGUUGAGAAGAAUGUCAGCACCUGAUCUUGAUCCUAUUACCCUUCCACACAUCAAGUCACAGGAUCCUCAUAAAGAGAGGCCACCCUACUCGUACAGUUCCCUCAUCCAGUUUGCCAUCAGCAGUGCACCAGAAGGCAAGCUGACGCUCAGAGAUGUCUACUUCUGGAUUGAGACACACUUUCCAUACUUCAGGACAGCCAAACUUGGCUGGAAGAAUUCUAUACGUCACAACCUCUCGUUGCACAAGAUCUUUGUCCGCGAAGCACCGUCCGGUCCCGGUCAACCUGCCUUCUGGACGUUACGACCGGGCACUGUGGUCAGGCUGCCCGAAAGGAAGGUCAUAGUUCAUGAAGAGAUGGCUAUGCCGGCUGGCAUUCCUGAAUGCUUUGCUCCUGAAGGUUCCUUUGACAUGGCUGCAAUGGCAAAUCUUCAAAUGCAAGCUCUGGUCGGCGAUCCUAGCAGAAUGCCCAUGUUAUCAGCCCAAGAUGGGACCAUGAUAAACAGAGCACCGGUCCUCACCUCAACACCUAUGGUUUCAAGGCCAAUCAUAAAAGGUUCGAAGCGUGUACCUCCUAUACUUCCGAAAGGAACCCCACCCUAUGCCCUGGUGCCCCUGCCUAUCUACUUCACCACUGACCCUAAGACGGGCCAACUCGUUCCUGCGAACAGGGACAACGCCCCUCCAGGUUCUGACAUGACCUCAUUGAUUCUCCCCCGCCCUACUGAAGACAAUACACCCAAGAGCACUGGUCCUAAAGUAGAGCUGAACUCCUCUGACAGCACCCCCCUUACGAGAAUGGAACAGGCCGGUGGUGCAUUUGGAAGAUUUACACUGGACUCUGGGUAUGGAAGCACCGAUUCCAGUGUGGGGGAUGAUGGCAGGGCUUCUCUUGUGAGGGACUCCAAGCUGUUGAAAAAUAUGGCUCAGGCAAAAUGCAACAGUGAAAAGGAGAAUUCGUUAUCUUCAGAAUUUGGGUUGGGGUUGGAUGUUGAUGAUGACCUCUUGAAGACCCCUCCGAAGAGCGCCUGCCCUGAUUGGCUGUCACCCAUCCGAGGGUUCUCCCCCGUCCCCGACUCAGGUUUCUCCAUAAAGGACAUGGACUUUAACUUCACCCCCUUCAAGACAGGCUUCACCCCUAAUAACCGAGUGGGACAUUCCAACACUCCCAGGCACCACAUGUUAUCCCCUGUGAACAGGAACAUUCCAAGCACGUCAGGAGGGAUGCGCAGCUCCCGCAAAUCGCGGAUGAUGACACCCAAGAGAUAUGUCGAGGGCAAGGAUUCCGGGAAGGAUUCUAUGCUGAACUCAAGCUUUGAGAAGAUGUUUGGUGAUGUGAACUUUGAUGUAGAUCCUGACAACAUCGAUGUUGGAAACAUGAGCUGGUUACUCAACUCUCCACCCCCUGUGAAAUAGAUUGAAUAGAUUCACAAUUUCAUACCAAAAAUUGUAAACGCCAUUGAUCUUGUACAAUACAUGCCUGUCAUAAGGACUCUUGACAUGAAAUCAUUUACCGGAAGUCUUGUACAUCACCCAGGUGGGGAUUUGUGGGUGAUCAGACAUGUGCUCUGAAGCAAAGGAAGGUCCUGAAGGCUUGUUCAGAUAUGACACGGACUGUAAAUUGCCACAAAAACAACUUUCAGUGUAAAUAAAUGACAACUGUGCACAAAAAGGUCCCUGUGCGUUUACCGCUUCAUAUCUGAAAGGGGCUCAAUGGUAAAAACAUUUACCUCAACAUUUUUUGCCUUGGAUAAUUUGUUUGUUAUAUGUGUCAUGAAGGCCUACAAAUAUGACGUUGUAUGUGUGUAUGCCUCUUCCUUUAUGAUACAUGUAUUUAGAUAUUCAAACCAGAGUUUUAUUUCUACUCAUAUUUUCUGCUUCGUUUAUCUUUCUGUCUCAUUUUUAAUCAUUCUUUUCAGUGACAUCUAGAAAGGUCAUAAUGUCAGGGAGUGCCAUAUCAUCAAAAAUGCAUGAUAACCUUAAGCUACCACUCACAUUUUAUGAAAGAUCUUAUUUUUAUCUUCAACUUGCCAACUGUAUUUUUCCUCUUCUAUUUUUAUUUCAUCAACGUGAUUUUGCUCCUUAUGUACAUGUACAUGUAGAUCACUUUAUUUGCUAGUGUGAAAAUGUACAAUUUUGCACAUAUCAACGAUUUGAGCAUGAUUAUUUAAGUACAUGUAGAUGGAAACUAAACAGUGAUUUCAUCUGUUGUGUGCUCGAGCUCUGUUUAUUUCAUUGUAUAUUUGUUGUGUCUUGGUUUAUGUACAGAUAGCUGUUUAUUAGAAAAAUAUGGGAAGCUUAGUUUUUUAUUAUUUAUCUAAAAAUAUGAGAAGAUUAUAAUUUAGUAUAGAAAAUAUGCGGUUUGAUUUACGGUUAAUUUCGAGUCUUAUUUGGAUAUCAAACUAAUUGUUUGAAAUGAGGGAUUAGACACAUUAGGAUGAAAUUGAAGGGAGGGAAAAUAAAUGGAUUUGCACUACACCUCUACUAUUGCCAUGGGAAAAUGAAGG
Strongylocentrotus purpuratus (purple sea urchin) is the source of this 3540-nucleotide messenger RNA. Its product is annotated as forkhead transcription factor M. Gene Ontology annotation, biological process: regulation of transcription by RNA polymerase II. The coding region runs from base 191 to 2449 and encodes 752 amino acids. Gene Ontology annotation, cellular component: nucleus. Lineage: Eukaryota; Metazoa; Echinodermata; Echinoidea; Camarodonta; Strongylocentrotidae. Gene Ontology annotation, molecular function: DNA-binding transcription factor activity, RNA polymerase II-specific; RNA polymerase II cis-regulatory region sequence-specific DNA binding. The transcript is spliced from 7 exons. The record is from RefSeq and is a predicted model, not a curated record.